Messenger RNA from Osmerus eperlanus (European smelt), 4530 nucleotides. RefSeq names its product phospholipase ABHD3-like. The record is from RefSeq and is a predicted model, not a curated record. Bases 252 to 1451 code for a protein of 399 amino acids. Gene Ontology annotation, biological process: medium-chain fatty acid biosynthetic process; medium-chain fatty acid catabolic process. NCBI's taxonomy places the organism in Eukaryota, Metazoa, Chordata, Actinopteri, Osmeriformes, Osmeridae. The transcript has 9 exons. Gene Ontology annotation, molecular function: acetylesterase activity; monoacylglycerol lipase activity.
CAUCGCCUAGUCAUGCUCCUGUCUCACUCCGAGCUAUGGAAAGAAUGUUUGGAAUUUCUGUCCAAGCCCUGCACAGUGGUCCUCGGCGCCAUCACCGCUGCCCUCUAUUACUUCUGGGGUCGUGAGGGCCAGUUUGUCUGUGCUACGUCAACCAGCAUACCGCAUGAGCGGCUCCAGUAUAGCAGUUUCACACACCUUUCUGUUUCAUCUCAUUCUUCAGACUCGCUCCAACACACACAUACACACACACCAUGCACUUACUUGUUACACAUCCACCUAUGUCCUCAAUUUCUCUCAAGUGCUCUGACACUUGUCCUCUCUUCUCUCUCUCCCUCUCCUCCUCCCUCCUUCAGACACCAGUUCUGGUGUGCAGCGAUGCAUUUCGACAUUUCCUCCAGAAGCACUGUCCUGUGGUGGACGAGUGUUUCAGCCCCACACCCUGGUGCUGGGGGGGGCGUCUCCAGACCCUGGUCAGGGUCUUCAUCAAGUCCAGUCCCAAGGUCGCCUACAGGAAUGAGUUGAUCCGGACUCCAGACGGGGGCCAGAUCUCUCUGGACUGGGUGGACAACGGGGUCAGCGAUGCCUACCCAGAGGCCCCCUCUCGGCCCACGGUGCUCAUCCUGCCGGGGCUGACGGGGAACAGCCAGCAGACCUACGUCCUCCACGCCGUCAGCCAGGCUGUCCGCCGGGGCUACAGGUGCGUGGUCUUCAACAACCGAGGCUUUGGAGGAGAGGAGCUUCUGACCCCUGUGACCUUCUGUGCAGCUAACACGGCCGACCUGGAGACGGUGGUCCUGCAUGUGAAGCAGCUCCUGCCCCAGGCCCCCCUGUUGGGCACCGGCGUGUCUCUGGGAGGCAUGCUGCUGUUGAACUACCUGGCUCGCAUGGGCAGGGAGGCGGGGCUUGUUGCCGGGCUGGCCAUGUCCGUCAGCUGGGACACGCUGCAGUCGUGCGCCUCCCUGGAGCAGCCAAUCAACCGCCUCCUCUUCAACCGGCACCUCGCCGCCAACCUGUGCCGCUCCAUCAGCAGGCACAGAAAAAUCCUGGAGCCAGUGAUUGAUAUGGAGCAUGUGAUGAAGUCGCGUACCAUCCGUGAGUUCGACGAGCGCUACACCUCGGUGAUGUUUGGCUACAAGUCGUGUUUGGAGUACUACCACGAUGCCAGCCCCGUCCACAAGCUCCCCAAGACCACGGUGCCCAUCCUGUGCCUGAACGCCGCCGACGACCCCUUCUCCCCCAAGCACGCCAUCCCGGUGGCCGUGGCCCAGCGCCUGCCCAACGUGGCCCUGCUGGUGACGUCGCACGGCGGCCACAUCGGCUUCCUGGAGGGCCUGUUCCCCCGGGGCGAGGGCUACAUGGACCGCCUGUUCGGACAGUUCAUCCAGGCGGCCUUCGAGCACCCCGGGGCCCUGAAGGGGGCCUGCGGCGGCCAGGAGGAGCUGGCGGACUGACGGCACCGGCCCGCUCGUCCCAGGGGAGGAAGAGGGCGCCCAGGUAUGCCGGGGCUCGCCGACUCCAGCUCAAGUGCACUUGAACUCUCCCGCUAACCCCCUUCUUCAUCAUCUCAGGUUCUCAUCCGUCGGCCCGACUAGAGUAAGGAGCUCAAAUGCACUGAUUUGUUUAGUUUGUCAUUUGCCGUGACCCCAUUUAAAGUUACUGUAGAUAGAAAUUGACAUGAAUAAUUCCUUUGAUGCAGCUAGGGCAGGAUUUUAGAUUGUUCACAGUUGGGAACCUAACAGUUUAACUGUUAAGACCAUUUUAUGGCACAGUGAUUUAGUUUCAGCACGUAUGCGUACUGUCUACUGAAAACUCUUGCCUAAGCUAAAACAAGGCAGAUAUAGAACAUUUGCACUCUGUGCGAGGAGUCACCACAUGGUUGUGAUAAUUAUGGUCAAGCAAUUUGAAGUUCUGUUGUCUUUUCAUAUACUUGAGAAACUUCAUCAUGUUCUCUGAAGACCAACAGAAAUGUAUUGCUGUAACUUGACAAUGUUUAAGCUCUUGUGGUAGUGAAGGAAAUAGAGCGAAAGUAUUAAUGCUGAAGACAUUUAAUGUGUGAAAUUGUAUAGAAUGUUUUAAAUGAUAAUGCUAAGAAUCCUCGUCCAUGAUAAGAAAACUGUCAGAAUUUGUUAUCAAGCUGAGACAGAAAUAUUGGUUUAUUGAUUGUUGUUGAGUUUUUGAUCUUGUCAUCCUAUUAGUUUUUUUUUUUUUUUUACCCAAAUGAAUGCUGGAAUAUUGCAUAGCAACUUGUUCUUGAGCAUACACAUUCCUUGGCCGUGGUUUGUUUGAAAACCAAUCUAUUUGUCGUUGAUGGCCUUUCAGUAAGUUUGAAAACCCAAGAUCAUUUUGGACCUAAACAACUUUGGCGUGUUACUAUGCUGACCUUCAUGUUUAUUGUUUUCCAUGAGACUGCUGGUUGAUGUGGUCAUUUUGCUCUGCGGUGUUAUUGGGCAUUGAACGGACAAGAUACUGCCUCAGUACACGUGGGUUUAGCUUUAGUAGGAUGAACAUUACAGAGCCCAGGCUUACACACGUCACAGCAACACAAGCUAAACACACCAACAUGCAAACGCACAAGCUGCCAUAACACAAUUGAAAUUGAACUCAAUCGAAUUGAAUCGGAAUAUGAAGUGCUUCACUGGAGAUGCAGUUGAAGAGAUAUGAUGUGAAAAUGAGCGUGCUUUGCUCUUCAAGCCUAUUCAACACCAGCUAAGACCAGUCCCAAUUUGUCUGUCUUUUAAAACUCUCUAAAAUGCCCUCUUAAAUUUGAUACGACUGAAAUGUUCCAAAAAGAGUUAAUAGCUGCUGGUCAAGUUGGCCGUGCACUAGUUCGAUAUGAUUACCUGUUUCUAUUUGACCAAGCUCACCUCAGCAGUUUGCCUUACUGGAGCGCAAGACCUACAGUAUGUGGCUUGUUUAUUAUCCUGUACAUGUUAUGUAUCCCUGGCAUGCCCAACCCUAUCAGCUCUGAUAAGUGUGUAUGUCCUUUGAUGCAGCUAGGGCAGGAUUUUAGAUUGUUCACAGUUGGGAACCUAACAGUUUAACUGUUAAGACCAUUUUAUGGCACAGUGAUUUAGUUUCAGCACGUAUGCGUACUGUCUACUGAAAACUCUUGCCUAAGCUAAAACAAGGCAGAUAUAGAACAUUUGCACUCUGUGCGAGGAGUCACCACAUGGUUGUGAUAAUUAUGGUCAAGCGAUUUGAAGUUCUGUUGUCUUUUCAUAUACUUGAGAAACUUGAACCAGCGUGUGAAAUAUUGAUAUAUUUGAAUCCCUCUUUUCGCUAUCUUCAUCAUGUUCUCUGAAGACCAAACAGAAAUGUAUUGCUGUAACUUGACAAUGGUUAAGCUCUUGUGGUAGUGAAGGAAAUAGAGCGAAAGUAUUAAUGCUGAAGACAUUUUAUGAUGUAUUUAAUGUGUGAAAUUGUAUAGAAUGUUUUAAAUGAUAAUGCUAAGAAUCCUCGUCCAUGAUAAGAAAACUGUCAGAAUUUGUUAUCAAGCUGAGACAGAAAUAUUGGUUUAUUGAUUGUUGUUGAGUUUUUGAUCUUGUCAUCCUAUCCUUGAAAUUGAACUCAAUCGAAUUGAAUCGGAAUAUGAAGUGCUUCACUGGAGAUGCAGUUGAAGAGAUAUGAUGUGAAAAUGAGCGUGCUUUGCUCUUUAAGCCUGUUCAACACCAGCUAAGACCAGUCCCAAUUUGUCUUUUAAAACUCUCUAAAAUGCCCUCUUAAAUUUGAUACGACUGAAAUGUUCCAAAAAGAGUUAAUAGCUGCUGGUCAAGUUGGCCGUGCACUAGUUCGAUAUGAUUACCUGUUUCUAUUUGACCAAGCUCACCUCAGCAGUUUGCCUUACUGGAGCGCAAGACCUACAGUAUGUGGCUUGUUUAUUAUCCUGUACACCUCACCUAUGGCACUGUUCCCUGGCAUGCCCAACCCUAUCAGCUCUGAUACGUGUGUAUGUUAACACCCUAAUAAGGUAAGCUGGCAUUAAAAGGGAUGGAGUUUGUGAAGAAGGUAAUUUGCCCACCUGGGCAGAGAUCCCAGAAACAUACUCUUGCCUGGGAGUUGUGUGUGCAGGAUGUCCUGUCGCAGAACUCAGUUUAGGCAUUGUUGAGGGGUUUAUUUCUCCCUUGUUUGAAGUCUGUUGUGCUACUGAAUGUUUCUCUGUGAUUCAACCAUCAUCAACCUGCUGACAAUCUCAGUUUUGUUCCAGAACUUCUCGGGUAUUUGCAUUUUUCCAUUUUAUGGGCAUUAAGUACAAACGGAAUAAGCACACGUCCAAGAACUGUGCAAGUGCAACAAUAAGUGUAAGGGAGGAACGAGCACAGAUGUGCAGUUUUACAUGCACGACUACACACACUUCCUGGUGAACUGCCAGGCUAAAGUAACAGCAUAAACGUUUUGUGACAUUUCAACUAAAUCUCACUCUGCAUUAUUUGUUUUCCUUUCAACUGUCAACCUACCAUUUCAUUUUUAAUACCACUUAAUACUUCAAUAUCAAUUUGUAUUCUUCAAUAAAGUAACCAACAAAAAAAAGAA